This is a messenger RNA of Meleagris gallopavo (turkey), 1058 nucleotides long. The record is from RefSeq and is a predicted model, not a curated record. NCBI's taxonomy places the organism in Eukaryota, Metazoa, Chordata, Aves, Galliformes, Phasianidae.
CCCAUUCUUCUUGCACAGGGUGAAGCCAGCGGGGAUGGGAGCCUAAUUCUGUCCCGACAUCCCAAAAUACAGGAGAGCUGCUUCCCAACCCCUGGCGGCACCGAGCCCACCGCCCCAUGGCUGCUGCCGACCCCACGCUGCCACUGGAGGAGGUGGCUCUGCUGGAGCUGGGGAAGGCGGCCCUCCCCGACGAGGAUCCUCCGGCCCCAGAUGAUCACCAUGGGGAUCCCGAUGCCACUCUGCUGUGGGACCAGCGCCAGCACGGCGCACGGGGGCAGCCGGAAGCCACAGAGACCAAAAGGCGCUCGAGCCCCGAGGGGGCCCGUGAUGACCCUGAAGAGGGAACUCCUGCCUGCCCCCCCCCUGAGGCUGAUGGGGAGGAAGAUCCCAGGCUUCCCGUGAUGGCAGCACACGUCUUUGUGCCCAUUGACCUCCACUGCAUCGAGCAGACACCCGGGGAGCAGAAGAAGCAGCAGCACCCGCAGCCCCGGGAGGAGGGCAGAGGGGGCUGUGUUCCCCCCAGGGACGGACCCAAAAGCAUCCUCCCAAAGCAGGCCCUCCUCCCCGCCAGCCCCUCGCGUUACCGGGGCCCGCUGGUCUUUGAGGGGCAAGCGGCCAAGCUGCCAGCCGAGGGGCCGCCGUGCCCCUGUGCCAGGGUCUGCAGCACCGCCACCCUCAAGGCUGUGGCCUCGGUGGUGGGGGCUCUGUUCCUCUGCCCCUGCCUCAUUUAUGGCGCCUACGUCUUCCUGCCCUUUGACGCGCCGCUCCUGCCCACCAUCAGCACACGGCUGGUCUACACGCUGCGCUGCGCUGCCUUCGCCACCGUCCCCAUCGUCCUGGGGAUGAUCGUCAGCGGCAUCUCACGCCUCUGCUCCUCAGCACUGGAGCCCUUUGGAAAGCUGCAGCGGGAGGUGGAGAUCCAUCGGACCUACGUCUCCCAGUCCGUCCACCUCUUCAUCCUCUACUUCUUCAACAUGGCCGUGCUGGCCACAUACCUCCAGCAGGAGCUGCUCAAGCUCAUCCCCCUCUUCACGGGGCUCUUUGCCAUCUCCCGGUAA